AUGAAAUCUAACCCCAAUCCCGAUUUUUUUCGAAUAGAAGAUGAGGUAACUCUUUGUUUUUUACCGUUGAAAUGAAAUUCAAAUUUGGGCGCCAAUUCAAAAAUUGCAGACAAAUCUAGUGUGGCGUUUUCCGCUCGAAAUCUCACAAUCCUCGUUGGCCGGAAAACAGGAACUGUCGAAUGCGUGCACGUUGAUCGCGCUGAAAAUCGCUGAAAUUCUGCACAAUCAUCGCGUUUUUAUGUCGCAGGUUGGUGGUUUUGGAGCAUUUUGAUACCGAACAUAGGGAAAAAAUUUCAAAAUUUUUUUUCCAGAGUUUCUACCGUCAACCAGGAGGCCGUGAAUUCGCAAGUCCGCGUCGCGAAUUUUCUUUCGCCGCCGCAGAUUCGCCGCGAAUUCCUUCCGCGAUUUUCGCCGCUCUCGUCAAUGGCAUCAUCGAUGGCAAUGAGGCGUAUGCGAGUGAUGCGGGCGACGCGUCAACUCGCGUCUACAACCUUCCGGACGCUAUCAAGGCUUGCGGAACAACGUUCGCGGAAAUCGACUUCAAAUUGUGCCACGCGCGCAUAGCCGCGGCGCUUCCGCGAAUGAUUCGCGCAGCGAUUCGAUGGUGAGUGAUCUACACAAAAUUCCCGAAAUUUUGACACCCCAUAAGCCCCCCUUCCCAAAACAUUCUGGGUGGGUCCCAUCACGAUAAUAAAUAUACUGUAUGCACCUUUAAGCCCCGCAUUUUUGCCGGAUUCUCGCCUCGUUUUCGUCAUCAUUGGCUCAAUUCGCACAGUUUUACUGAUUUAUGAACGUGUCUCGGAUUCGCUGACACUUUUCGAUACUCACAUGCAUUUGUUAUAUGAUGUAGAUAGAAAUGGUGAGUUUUUUUUUAGCGCGAAAACAUUUUUUGGCUGGGUCUCGAAGCGAAACGUUCGAAAUUUAUCCAAAACACAUAAAGUUUGGUCUCAAACUGAUCGCUAGGCUUCUAGGAUUACUGUAGACACAUUUUUGAGUUUUGAAAAUCCACAGUACUCCCAGUAAGUCUCGCAGAGAAACGGGUACUGUAGAGAACUUGAAAAUUAUCCAAAACACAUCAAGUUUGGUCUCAAACUGAUCGCUAGGCUUCUAGGAUUACUGUAGGGCUAUUUUUGAGUUUUGAAAAUCUACAGUACCCCAGAUAGAUCUAAAUUUUUCCAGAAAACAUUCGCCACGGCGCAAUCAUCGCCACCUCCAAAAUGUGCCACGUGUCACAAUUCGCCACGUGGAUCGAACAUCACAUAUUCCCCGAUAUUCUGACAAGUUCCAAUGGUGAAUUCGAGAUUUCCCUGGUGAAAAUGGUGAUGACGUCAUCAGAUUCAGCCACCCAAAAAUUAUGUGACGUCACAAAUGACGUGGCACCAGUUGGAAAAUUAUCGAUUUUCCAUGAGAUUCAAGAAGAAGAACCUGAGGAACCUAAUAUGAGCAAUGAUGAAAAUAAUAAUAUUAUAGAAACUAAUGGUGAGGCGUACUGUAGGUAGAUCAAAUUUAAAUUUAUUUUCGGCAAAAAAUAAUUUUGAAAAAAUUUGCAGCCCCCCAAAAACUUUCGAAAAAACGACGUGGUGGCGAAGAAUCAGACGAAAAUCCCAAAAAACUAAUAAAAAUUCAAAAUUAA
Molecule: messenger RNA, 1633 nt
Organism: Caenorhabditis angaria
Lineage: Eukaryota; Metazoa; Nematoda; Chromadorea; Rhabditida; Rhabditidae
Source: the annotation of a GenBank genome assembly